Messenger RNA from Caenorhabditis bovis, 1083 nucleotides. NCBI's taxonomy places the organism in Eukaryota, Metazoa, Nematoda, Chromadorea, Rhabditida, Rhabditidae. The record is from the annotation of a GenBank genome assembly.
AUGCUUCGCGGUGGGCGCCUUCUUCUCGCUCACUCGGAACUCUCUCUCACCCACACAACAACAAUGCCCAACUAUCCGGUCUACUCGAUGGGACCAUCGAGUCCCAUUGACGAGCCGGUAUGGUCGCGCAACGAAGGAGCGAUGUCGCGCGGUGUUUCGCACCAUUCGAUGAUCGCCGCCGCCACACCAACGACGACGCCAUAUUCGGCCGCCGGCGCGUUUACGCCAUUUCCCACCCAGACCACCGUGAUCCAUUCGAAUGUGAAGCAGGUGCCCGACGCCGAUAUUUAUAGGGUCGGAAUAUACGGUUGGCGGAAGCGAUUCCUCUACAUUUUCAUUCUCGUCCUCACCAUCGGCAUCGUGUUGAAUCUCGCGCUGACGAUAUGGAUCAUGUCGGUUCUCGAUUUCUCAACGGACGGCAUCGGCGCGCUGAAAAUCGAGGACGACGGAAUUCGCGUCGAAGGCCGCGCCCAAUUCGAUCGGCCCGUCCAUUUUUCGGAGCUCGGCACCCUUCGGGAUGAGACGCUUUCGAUCGACUCGUUCAAUGGUGUCAAUCUUCAAUCGCGCAACACCAAAGGCGACGUGGCCGCCAAAUUUUCGCUGAUGCCCGAUGGAAAAGCGCAAAUGACGUGCGACAAAUUCGAGGUGUUCGACGAUGAUCAGAAGUUGCUAUUUUUCGCCGAUUCCGAUGAAAUUGGGCUGAAAUUGGAGAAUUUGCGAAUUCUUGACGAAGGCGGCAGCGUGUUCGAGGGCGCCAUUCAAACCUCGUCCGUUCGUCCGCAACCCGAUGCGCCGCUUCGCCUCGAAUCACCGACGAGAAGCGUCUCGGUGGACGCCGCGCAGGACAUCGAGAUUCUCGCCGCUGCCGGUGAAGUCGCCGUCAACUCUCUACUAGACAUCAAUAUCUCGUCCAAGCAGGGCGAGAUUCGCCUCGAAUCAUCCACAAUCUAUAUGGAGAAGCUUCAUCGAUCCGAUGGACGCGGGGCGCCGCAAACGCAAGUGUGCGUCUGCCACAAUGGCAGAUUGUUUCUGGCGGCGCCGAACGCGGAUUGCCGAGCGGAUCGCGAGAUUUGCGCGAAUUGA